Messenger RNA from Entrophospora sp. SA101, 882 nucleotides. Lineage: Eukaryota; Fungi; Glomeromycota; Glomeromycetes; Entrophosporales; Entrophosporaceae. The record is from the annotation of a GenBank genome assembly.
AUGGAUGCCAACGGUCCUAACACUGAUACUAACUAUAACGUGAGUUUUUAUCAUGGUAAAUCCUCGAAAUUAUUAAUAAUGUGCGGAAAUUGUUAUCAAGCCAAAGAACGAGAAUAUUUGAAUAAUUAUGAGCAAAGACCAAAAUGGCAAAGCAUUAAAACAAAAAAGUUGCCCUCAUUGUCAACCCUGAAAGAAGUGGCCAAUUGUGGUAAGGAAAUGGGAGACACUGAGUAUUUUGGAAACGAUGGGAAAUUUCUUUGUUCUAUGGAGUGCGUAAAUAUUCACAACAAGAAGGAUACACCAAAACCUACUAAAAUUUGCUCGGUUUGCGGGAAGGGUAUUUCUAACCGGCAAAUUUUAGGCUGGAAUGAUGAAGAAUAUUGUUCUCGGGAGUGUUUAGAAAAAGGAAUACCACAAAAAGAUAAGCCUCAACAACAAAAACCAUUAAAAAAUAAUAAUAAAGAUAAUAAAGUUAAAGAAGCAGCAAGUUAUGGUUCUAAUGCGUUAAUGAUUUAUUUAGGAGCACCACAAAAUGCUCGUCGUCGGUCCGUAACCGAAUUGAAAAUACCUGAGUUUCAAAGGGCUUUGAUUGAGUACGAUGUAGAUAUUGCUAAUGUGAUAGUCCAUGGUCCUUAUGUAGUGAAUUUGGCUAAUGCCUUCCGGGAGGAAAUUUUUGACUGGUCGGCCGGGUUUCUCCAAAAAGAAUUCGCUUGCAUGGAAAGAAUUGGCUUAAAAACUAUUGUGCUUCAUCCCGGCAGUGCGGUCGACACACCAACUAACGAGGCUUUAUCUCAAGUAGCCAAAGGAAUUAAUUUAGUGCUGGAAGAGAGUUCUACCAUCCGUAUUGCCUUGGAAACCAUGUGUGGUCGGGGCAGUGAAUAG